UUUUCGUCCGCUGCGCUGCCUCCCUGCAAAAAUGGUGGGGCUCCUGCUCCUGCUGCUCCUUCUCCCCUUCGUCCUGUAUGUGGCCGCGCCCCAAAUCAGGAAAAUGCUAGCCAGUGGGGUGUGUACAUCUACCAUCCAGCUUCCUGGGAAGGUCGCUGUAGUCACUGGAGCUAACUCAGGUAUUGGGAAGGAGACAGCCAAGGACCUGGCUCAAAGAGGAGCCCGUGUAUAUUUAGCUUGUCGAGAUGUGCAAAAGGGGGAAUUGGUGGCCAAGGAGAUCCAAGCCAUGACAGGGAACCAGCAGGUGUUGGCGCGGAAACUGGACCUCUCUGAUACUAAGUCUAUUCGAGCCUUUGCCAAGGACUUCUUAGCAGAGGAAAAGCAUCUCCACAUUUUGAUCAACAAUGCUGGAGUGAUGAUGUGUCCCUACUCUAAGACAGCAGAUGGCUUUGAGAGUCACUUUGGAGUCAAUCACUUGGGUCACUUCCUCCUUACCCAUCUGCUCCUACAGAAACUGAAGGAAUCAGCCCCAUCAAGGGUGGUAAAUGUGUCCUCCUUGGCACAUCACUUGGGAAAGAUCCACUUCCAUAACCUACAUGGUGAGAAAUUCUACCAUUCAGGUCUGGCCUACUGUAACAGCAAGUUAGCCAACAUUCUCUUCACCCAGGAACUGGCCAGGAGACUGAAAGGCUCAGGCGUUACGACCUAUUCUGUCCACCCUGGCACAGUCCAAUCUGAAUUGGUUCGGCAUUCACUUUUCAUGAGAUGGAUGUGGAAGCUUUUCUCCUUCUUCAUCAAGACUCCCCAGCAGGGAGCCCAAACCAGCCUGUAUUGUGCCUUAACAGAAGGUCUUGAGAUUCUAAGUGGGAAACAUUUCAGUGAUUGCCAUGUGGCAUGGGUCUCUUCCCAGGCUCGAAAUGAGACAAUAGCAAGGCGACUAUGGGACGUCAGCUGUGACCUGCUGGGUCUCCCAAUGGAUUGAUAGAUGAUGGCACUUGAAGCCGAAAGAAGGAUGCAGCAGACGAUGCAAUAGUCCCUGUUGAAAUGAUUCUCCUUCAAGGUGACCGAGACCUUGAGUACAAAGAGCAGAAUCUUCCAGCCUUGCCUGCUUCACGUUAAAUCCCUCUACACUGCCAGAUUCGACCAGACUUACUUUGUUCCUGUUACUGCCAGAAUUUCUAGCCACUCAUUGGAGAAGACAGCCCUCAUGUGACCUGCACAGCUCAUAUUUUCCUUCUGAAACCUCCUCCCUAGAAGAAUUGAACCUCUGGAAGGGUUGAAGUAUGGGAUCAUGGACUAGGUUCUUCCCUCUUUGUUCACAACAUAGUUGUUCUUCCCAGCCACCCCAUCUUUAUUUCAACAGGGCCUCAGUCACCCUGCAACUUCAGCUGAGCCCCACAAGUCAUAGUGGCUUGGCUCAAGAGCAGGGCUUCAUGGCACCAAAUCAGGAUUCUUUCAGGAAACUUCACUGAAUCUGGAUUGUGUCCUGGCCUCACCCAGACAACUAAAGCUACUGCUGUUGAGACACUUUCCUCUGUCUAGACCACAGAGGAACUUCCUUUUUCUAAGAAGUUUGUAGAAUUUGGGGGAGGACAGAAACAAAAAUAAAGCUAAACUGUCAUUUUCCUGCUGUUUCUCAGACUAGUAAGAAGGUAAUAAGAGGAGCACUAUGAAAAGAUGGGCCACUUGGCUUCAGUUACUAAACCCAUUCACAUGGAGACCUCCUUUUUGUGCCUUAGUUUCUCUUACAAAACCAGAAGGGGAAAGGAAAGGCAUUUUGGUAAUUGUCAUUGUUGUUAUCUUUGUGUGUCGACUUGUGUAUUUUGCAGUUGGGAGUAUUUUCACAAAAUUCUUAAUAGCUACAAAGAAACAGUAAGACCCAAAGAAACAGUAAGAUCCUAGGGCAGAUAAGUGAUCAGAGAUGGAGCAAGCCAGUGUCAUGGAGUCUUCCAUAUAAUUUAAUUGCAAGGGGAAGCAGCUCAUAUGUAGAUCACUCACCAAAAAGCACAUGGUAGCGGGGAGAAGUUAAAAAAAAAAAAUUCUGGCAGCUAGUGCAUGAAAUGAAGCAACUGGAAGGCAGCAAUAUACAGCUUUAGAAAAAUGAAGGAUGUGCACCCCAGUUAGCAAGACAGAUGAAGUUACUGUUCCAGUCACCAAUCAAUGUGGCAAAACACAAAAACCUUUUUUUUUUGGCAGUCCUGCUGGAGUUUAACUCCAGGCCUUUUCUUUCUAUGCAGGUGCCCUGCCACUUUAGCCAUACUCCAUGCCCUCCAAUUCUUUAUUUAGGAAAAUUAUCCUAAGA
Castor canadensis (American beaver) is the source of this 2302-nucleotide messenger RNA. RefSeq names its product retinol dehydrogenase 11 (gene Rdh11). Lineage: Eukaryota; Metazoa; Chordata; Mammalia; Rodentia; Castoridae. The record is from RefSeq and is a predicted model, not a curated record.